This is a messenger RNA of Diaporthe batatas, 2271 nucleotides long. RefSeq lists its product as uncharacterized. Gene Ontology annotation, molecular function: protein binding. The transcript has 4 exons. NCBI's taxonomy places the organism in Eukaryota, Fungi, Ascomycota, Sordariomycetes, Diaporthales, Diaporthaceae. Bases 1 to 2271 code for a protein of 756 amino acids. The record is from RefSeq and is a predicted model, not a curated record.
AUGGCGAGUCAACCGCCUUCGCUCGACGCGAUGGCGCGGGCUGAGGCUGCUGCCGAAGCAAGCGGCAAUGGGACCCCGGUGCCCCCUUCCCAGGAAGUCGAGGAGAACCAGGACUCUCGGUCGACCUCGUCCGCAAGCUCUCCCCAGCCGGCCGAGUACGAGGAGUCCGAUUUCUAUCACAACGGUAACGACUCCGAGUCCUCCCUGGGAGUCCCCAACCUGCAAGACAUGCAGGUGACCGAUGAAUACGAAUGCCUCAGUUCCGUGCAGCGCCUGCCCAACGAAAUCCUCAUCCAGAUCUUCUCAAAGCUCUCUGCUGCCUCCGACCUGCGCCAUGUCAUGCUCACAUGCAAGCGAUGGUCCAGGAAUGCCGUCGACCUGCUCUGGCACCGCCCGGCUUGCACCUCGUGGCACAAGCACACUAUGAUCUGCAGCACCCUCAGCCUCCCCCAGCCUUACUACGCCUAUGCUGAUUUCAUCAAACGCCUUAACCUGGCCUCGCUCGCCGAUGCAGUUAAUGACGGCAGCGUCAUGGCCCUGGCUGUCUGCAACCGCGUCGAGAGGCUGACCCUCACCAACUGCAAGGGCCUGACCGAUGGCGGUCUGAUCCCGCUCGUCACAAACAGCUCUCACCUCAUGGCCCUGGACAUCUCGGGCGACGAGGAGAUCACCGAGGAGUCUAUCAAGGUCAUUGCCGAGCACUGCAAGCGCCUGCAGGGCCUCAACAUAUCCAACUGCACUAAGAUCUCCAAUGAGUCUCUGGUCCUCCUCGCCCAGAAUUGCAGGUACCUGAAGAGGCUCAAAUUGAACGACUGCGGCCAGAUGUCCGACGAGGCCGUGCUUGCCUUUGCCGAGCACUGCCCCAACAUCCUUGAGAUUGACCUGCAUCAGUGCAAGCUGGUUGGCAACGCUCCCGUCACCAACCUCCUCGCAAAGGGCAACUCUCUCCGAGAGCUCCGCCUGGCAAUGUGUGAGCUCGUGGACGACAGCGCCUUCCUCUCCCUACCGCCAGGGAUGGUCUUUGACCACCUUCGCAUCCUCGACCUGACGUCCUGUGCCAGGGUCACCGACCGUGCUGUUGAGAAGAUUAUUGAUGCCGCCCCUCGUCUUCGAAACCUCGUUCUCGCAAAAUGUCGCAACAUCACCGACCAAGCCGUCUUCUCCAUCUCGAAGCUCGGCAAGAACUUGCAUUAUGUCCACCUCGGCCACUGCGUGAACCUGACCGACGAGGCUGUCAAGCGUCUGGUCCACUUCUGCAAUCGCAUCAGGUAUAUUGACCUGGGCUGUUGCCUGAAUCUCACGGAUGAAUCUGUCACCAGACUGGCUGUCCUCCCAAAGCUCAAGAGGAUUGGUCUCGUGAAAUGCAGUAACAUCACCGAUGUGUCCGUUUAUGCGCUUGCCAAGGCCAAUCAAAGACUCCGCCAACGCCGGGACGCAGAUGGGAGGAACAUAGGAGAACCUUACUCGAGCGGCAGCAGCCUUGAACGAGUACAUUUGAGCUACUGUACGCAGCUUACACUCAAGAGCAUCAUCAAGCUUCUCAAUUCUUGUCCGAGGUUGACACAUCUCAGUCUCACGGGCGUACAGGCUUUCCUGAGGCAGGAUCUCGAACAGUUCUGUCGCGACGCGCCACCAGAGUUCACAGAUCACCAGCGCAACGUGUUCUGCGUCUUCUCUGGCCAGGGCGUGUCCAACCUGCGCCGUCAUCUUAACACCGACUCGGCAUUCGCCCACCUCCGCGACGGGACACCAACAGGGUUCCCGCGCCACGCCCAAGUUGCAGCCAACUAUCCACCUUUUGCGCCCACAGGGCAUGCCCACCCCGAUGCAGGCUUUGACGAGCAAGAAGGAGACGUAGUUGACGACGACGACGGACUUGAUGACGGGACUGAGAUGGUGAUUGACGCAGCACCUCUGGUCGGGCCAAACACAGGUGUAUCCGGCGCAAGCCUGGACGCCAGCAUCAUCCCGCCGCCUCCUCCAGCACCAUCACAGGUCCCGUCGAUGAUGUGGCAACCUCAAAAUCAACCUUGGGCAGCAGGACUCGCACUUACAAACGGCACCCAGCCGGCAGCAGCGGCAGUGGGACAAGGUCCUGGAUACCAAGGCCCAGAAGCGACUGACGCGAUGGACAUGAGCCCUGCCCGGCCGAGCGCCAGCACUGCUCCACUUCGACUAGAUGGUCUCACUGGUGCUGUACACCUUAGAGACCAAGUGGAUGGCAGUGACAACGGUGGCGGAUCAAGUCGCAGUAGUCCUGCCGCGCCAUAA